CAGAUACAGCAGCUAAAGCAAGGGAAUCCAAGUCGUGGGCCCCAGGAAGAUGCACUAAAUGAGCCUCCCCAUCUUUCUACCUUCUUCUGCAGCGACCAGGAUGGAAAAACAGAUAUAAAAUCCCUCAUGGCGAAGUUCAACACGGGGAGUAACCCGACUGAGGAGGCCGCCACCAGCAGCAGGCCCUUCAAAGUGGCAGGACAAAGCUCGCCUUCUGGAAUACAAUCAAGAAAGAAUUUAUUUGACAACCAAGGAAAUGCCAGCCCGCCCGCAGGACCCAGCAACACGCCUAAAUUUGGGACCACAAAACCACCCUUGGCAGCGAAACCUACCUACGAGGAGAAGCCUGAGAAGGAACCUAAACCCCCGUUUUUAAAACCCACCGGAGUGAGCCCAAGAUUUGGAACACAGCCAAACUCGGCUUCUAGAGACCCUGAGGUCAAAGUGGGGUUCCUGAAACCUGUAAGCCCCAAACCCACCAGCAUGACCAAGGAAGAUUCCAAACCUGUGGUUUUACGGCCACCUGGGAAUAAGCUUCACAAUUUGACCCAAGAGUCUGACUUAAAGACGCCAGGACCGAAGCCAGGGCCUGCUCCCCCAGUCCCAGAAAAUGAGCUGAAGCCAGGAUUCUCAAAGGUGGCUGGAGCCAAGAGCAAGUUCAUGCCAGCGGCACAAGAUACUGAGUCCAAACCCCGAUUUCCCAGACACACCUUUGGCCAGAAGCCAUCCCUAAGUACAGAGGACUCCCAGGAAGAGGAGAACACCUCUAAGAAUGUGCCUGUCCAGAAAGGAUCCCCAGUGCUGCUGGGAGCCAAAUCCAAGAGCACCCCUUUCAAACCAGCUAAGGAAGACCCAGAGGAUAAAGACCAUGGAGCACUAAAUUCACCCUUUGCUGGAGUGGUUCUGAAACCCGCUGCGAGCAGAGGAAGCCCGGGUCUCUCCAAAAACUUUGAAGAAAAAAAAGAAGAUAGGAAAACAGACAUUGCAAAGAACAUCUUUCUGAACAAACUGAAUCAGGAAGAGCCGGCCAGAUUCCCUAAGGCCCCUUCCAAGCUGACAGCGGGGACACCAUGGGGCCAAAGUCAGGAGAAGGAAGGAGACAAGAAUUCUGCGACCCCAAAGCAGAAGGCCCUGCCUCCCCUGUCUGUCUUGGGCCCGCCUCCACCCAAGCCCAACAGACCACCCAACGUUGACCUGACCAGAUUCCGAAAGGCUGACUCUGCAAACAGUACCACCAAAAGCCAGACACCUUACUCGACAACGUCCCUGCCACCACCUCCGCCUACCCAUCCAGCCAGCCAGCCACCUCUGCCGUCAUCCCACCCAGCGCAUCCGCCGGUCCCCAGCCUACCCCCCAGAAACAUUAAGCCUCCCCUUGACCUGAAACAUCCUAUAAAUGAAGAAAAUCAAGAUGGUGUUAUGCACUCUGAUGGUACUGGAAAUCUAGAAGAGGAACAAGAGAGUGAAGGAGAGACGUACGAAGACAUAGACUCAUCUAAGGAACGAGACAAAAAACGGGAAAAAGAAGAAAAGAAGAGGUUGGAGCUAGAACGAAAGGAGCAGAAGGAGAGAGAGAAGAAAGAGCAAGAACUGAAGAAGAAAUUCAAGCUCACGGGCCCUAUUCAAGUCAUCCACCAUGCAAAAGCCCGCUGCGAUGUCAAAGGCGGAAAGAAUGAGCUGAGCUGCAAGCAAGGAGAGGACAUUGAGAUAAUCCGCAUCACAGACAACCCAGAAGGAAAAUGGCUGGGCAGGACUGCAAGGGGGUCAUAUGGUUAUAUUAAAACAACUGCCGUCGAGAUUGACUACGAUUCGCUGAAACGGAAGAAGAACUCCCUCAAUGCUGUCCCACUGAGACUUGCUGAAGAUGACCAGGAGGUCUAUGAUGAUGUGGCUGAGCAGGAUUCCCCUAACAGCCACAGCCAGAGCGGAAGUGGAGGGAUGUUCCCACCGCCACCAACAGACGAUGAGAUCUAUGAUGGAAUAGAAGAGGAGGAUGAUGACGAUGGAUCCAUACCGCAGGUUGACGAGAAGACUAACGCAUGGUCCUGGGGGAUUUUGAAGAUGUUAAAGGGAAAAGAUGACAGAAAGAAAAGCAUUCGAGAGAAACCUAAAGUCUCUGAAUCAGACAAUAAUGAAGGUUCAUCUUUCCCUUCUCCGAAUAAGCAACUGGAUGUGGGAGAAGAAGUUUACGAUGAUGUGGAUGCCUCAGACUUCCCUCCUCCACCUGCAGAGAUGAGCCAAGGAAUGAGUGUUGGAAAGGCAAAAACAGAAGAGAAAGAUCCCAAGAAGCUAAAAAAGCAAGAAAAGGAAGAAAAAGACCUCAGGAAAAAAUUUAAGUACGAUGGUGAAAUUCGAGUUCUAUAUUCAACUAAAGUUUCAUCCUCCUUAACUUCUAAAAAGUGGGGAGCGAGAGAUCUACAGAUAAAACCUGGGGAGUCACUUGAAGUUAUCCAAAGCACAGACGACACCAAAGUUCUCUGCAGGAACGAAGAGGGCAAAUAUGGUUAUGUCCUUCGGAGUUACCUUGUGGACAAUGAUGGAGAAAUCUAUGACGACAUCGCUGAUGGUUGCAUCUACGACAAUGACUAGCACUCCGCUCUGUUCACUCCACUGCGCCUCCUAGUGGCCAACAUGAAUUUUAAUUAGAAUGUCUUGGGUAUUAUAGAAAAAAAUCUGAAUGUACAAAAUAAAAUGUCAAUCUCUCUAUAAAGUUUUAAAAUUUUAAACCUGGAAAAUGAACUCUGUUUAAUAGGUCAGAAGAUCACUAAUGUGCAUUUCUCUCUCUCUCUCUCUCUCUCUCUCUCUCUCUCUCUCUCUCUCUCUCUCUCGUUGUUAUUGUUGCUGAUGUUAUGAUCAAUGGUUUCUUACUGUGUAGUUCAGGCCUUUUUCCUGUCUCAGCCUCCAAAGGGCUGAAAUUAUCAACCUGAGCCACCACACCUGGCUUGAGGAUCCCAUUUCGCUUCAGCCGUGCACUUCUCUUAGACCACCAGCAGGGAAUCUCUUCUACCCUACACUCUUUAAAGAAAUAAAGAAAAGGGAAUGUAAAGAAGGAAUUUUCAAGUCCACAAGAAGUCAGCCUUCACUUGUCAUCACCCAGUCAGAUUACCUACCCAAAACCAGGCCGAGCAAGCUCCUCUCAAGCCUGAAAGACAAGGGUAUUGGCAGAACAUUUGUAUCAAAUUGGUUCCUUUUUGUUCACUACGAAAUCAUACGUUAAUUAUUUGAUAAGCAUGCUUUCUGCUCUGUAUGCACAUCAAAGAUUAACCUGUGUACAAGAGUCUAAAAUCUUAUUUCUGUGGAUCUGUACACACAUCAGUGAAGUCUGUGCUCUGUUUAGAUACCAUCCUUACCUAGAGAAAUGGAGGAGUCUACCUGACAGUGGCGAACACUGCAAGGAAGAACCCCGAGACCCACUCUCCUUUUACAGUGACACUUUACUGUGAAGUCUCUUGGAAAGGGUUUUGUGUUUUGCUGUCAGUUGCAUCUGCAGAACUUUGUGAUGUUUGUAACCACUUUACAAGAAAAUUGUUGAGCAGAGGGAACACAGGGCAAGAAAUCCCAGUGCUUAGCCUGGGUGCUCCCCACCUAUCCCUCACCACCUCUUCCAGACUGCAUGCUAAGAACAGUAAGCACCGUGGUCCAAGACAGAACACCCCAAUGUCCAAGAAGAUAAUGAAUAAAGUAAUGCUUUGAAAUUACUGAAUCCCGAGGCUGGUUCUAUCAUUGACUAUGCUGCAACCUUGGCAAUAUUCAUUACUUGUCCACUGUUCUUGUAAAACAGGAGUCAACUAAGUUUGUCCCAGCAUUCUUCUUUACUGCCAGCUUCAAGCUUUGACAGUUCCUCCUUCUCAGAUGUGCACUUCAGAACUUCUUUUGUUUUUCUAUUUGAAAUCAUUGAUUAAAUAACGAUUGAUACAUUAUAUAAGUAAACUGCAAAAGCCCUUUGGCGUUUCCAAAGAGGGACCCCCAUUAAUUUUUUUUUAGGUCAAAAAUUGUCUGGGAUAGAGAAAUAAUUCAGUUGAUAAAAGCAUUUGCA
Mus pahari (shrew mouse) is the source of this 4036-nucleotide messenger RNA. It is a transcript of the gene Fyb1, whose product is annotated as FYN binding protein 1. NCBI's taxonomy places the organism in Eukaryota, Metazoa, Chordata, Mammalia, Rodentia, Muridae. The transcript is spliced from 19 exons. Gene Ontology annotation, molecular function: lipid binding; protein binding. Gene Ontology annotation, cellular component: plasma membrane. The record is from RefSeq and is a predicted model, not a curated record. Bases 127 to 2589 code for a protein of 820 amino acids. Gene Ontology annotation, biological process: integrin-mediated signaling pathway; T cell receptor signaling pathway; protein localization to plasma membrane.